AUGUCGGCCCCGUUGCCACCGAAGCUGUGGCUCACCGAGGUGGCGCCCCGCAUUGGGGCGGCCAGCUUCAUCACCGCCGCCGUCACGGUGGAGCGGAUGACCUCCCAGGUGGUGCGUACCUCUGCGGGGCGGCUGCCUUCCCUGACGCCCAAGGACCGGUGGCGCACCUUCCACAGGACCAUCGGUAAGCAGACGGCUGUGGUCUGCGCCCAGUUCACUGGCACACGAGAAGUCAGACUGGCCUUGGACAAUGUGGCGCCGCCCGCGCUGUCCAUCAUGCUGGCCUGCGGUACUGUGGGCGUCCCCUUCUCAUCUCUCCAGUACAACUGGGCCAUUCAGGACACCUACAGGCACUUCCAGAUCGAGCCGCCCUUUGUGCCAGGGCUCCUUGGCUUCCUGCGCCAAAACGUGGCCCCGGGCGUGCUGUGGGCCUUCCUGCGUGCCGGCUGCGGCACAGGCGGCGGCCUCUACUUCGGGCCUGGAAUCGCCGAGCGCGUCGAUGCCGCGGCGGAGGCGCAGCUCGGAGCGCGCCUGCCAGGCCGUGCUUCCAACUUCUUGGCGGGCUUGGGUGCUGGCGCCUGCGGAUCUCUCGCCACCCAGUGGGUUCACAACGUAACCCUCGUGGCUGGCCGGAUGUCCGCCCUGGGUGAAGUGCAUCAGGCCCCACACUACACCACUGUGGCCUUUUCGGCUGCACGGCGCGAACUUGGACUUGGGCUCCUGUAUGCCAACUUCGGGCCAAGGAUGGCCAUCAACGCCGUCACUGUGGCCGUGCUAAACCUGCAGCUUGGCGGACAUGUGGAGCUGCUGCAGCCGCAGCAGGUGAACGCCAUCAUCCGUUCUUUGCGCGUCAGGUCGCUGAAGAAGCCUCGCCGUCUCGUGCAUGAUGACUCGCAGGUCAAGGAGAAGGUGAACUUGCUGAAGUGGCAGGAGGAGAUGGUGAGCUGGGCCGAGGUGGUGGCGGUGGCCUUUCUUGCUGGUGCCCUCACAGGCGUCAUGGGUUGCGUGGCUGCCAGUAUGGCGCCCGUUCCCCGGCGAAGGUGGAGGAGCAAAAUCUCACAAUCUUGA
Messenger RNA from Effrenium voratum, 1068 nucleotides. NCBI's taxonomy places the organism in Eukaryota, Dinophyceae, Suessiales, Symbiodiniaceae. The record is from the annotation of a GenBank genome assembly.